GAAAUGCCCAGCGUCUUCUAAAAAUUGUGUUGCAUCUUUGAUUCUCAGUUUAUCAGCUGCAUUUGAUAACAGCUUUUUGUACGAUUGAAGAUGGAGUUUACUACCUUUGCAGAGCAGAUCCAAUCCGGUCACCCGGCCAACUUCCCUGCCAAUGCGACAAGCUUUGAAUUCGCCCAGAAACUUGACGCACAAGACAGUCUCGGGCACCUGCGUGAUGAGUUCAUUAUACCGACAAAGGGUUCUUUGAAGAAAAAGUCCUUGAAUGGCACCCUUCCCAAUAAGCAAGCAUUCAAUGGUCAAGCAACCGGUGUUAACGGCAUUCAUUCAGCUAGCAAGUCAACAGCAGACGACGAAACCCCGUCAGUCUACUUUUGUGGCAACUCAUUGGGAGUUCCACCCAAGGCAGUCAAGGAGUACAUUCAUGCUCAAUUGGAGACCUGGGCCUCAAUUGGGGUAAACGGUCACUUUCGGGGACUCGAAAACUCCCCACUAGUGUGCUGGCAAGACAUGGCAGAGGAUGUAGCGAAGAAGAGUGCGCAAAUUGUCGGUGCUUUGCCUGAGGAGGUUGUUAUGAUGAACACCUUGACGGUCAAUUUGCAUUUCUUGAUGGCUAGCUUCUACCGACCAACAGAGAAGAGGCACAAGAUCAUUCUUGAAUGGAGGCCAUUUCCAAGUGAUCAUUAUGUCAUCGAAUCUCAGAUCCAGUGGCAUGGCUUGAACCCAGCCAAGUCGAUGGUCCAGAUGCAACCAAAUGAGAACUUCUAUAUUUCUACGGAUUCGAUUUUAAAGACAAUCGAUGAGCACGCAGAGGAAACUGCCUUGAUCCUACUUCCAGGUAUCCAGUACUACAGCGGACAGCUUUUCGACAUGUCUCGCAUUACUGAAUACGCCCAGUCAAAGGGCAUCAUCGUUGGCUGGGACCUUGCACACGCAGCUGGUAACGUCGAGUUGAAGCUUCAUGACUGGAACGUUGACUUUGCUGCAUGGUGUACCUACAAAUACCAGAAUGCAGGACCAGGAUCCAUGGCCGGUGCCUUCGUGCACGAACGUCACGGAAAGGUUGACACAAGUGAGGGCAAGCCACAGUUUCGACACAGACUCACUGGAUGGUACGGAGGCGACAAAUCUGUACGAUUCGAUAUGGAUAACAACUUCCUUCCUACCGUCGGUGCUGGUGGUUUUCAAUUAUCGAACCCUUCAGCGAUUGACUUAGCAUCGCUCUCGGGUGCUCUUUCCGUAUUCAGCAAGACGAACAUGACUGAACUGCGAACGAAGUCACUCGUGCUGACGGCGUACGCAGAGCACCUGCUAGACACUAUAUUGGCAGACGAUACUGGCAGUGAACCAGCUUUCCGAAUCAUUACGCCAAGAAACGCACAUGAAAGAGGUGCUCAGCUCAGCAUCCUCUUGAGGAACGGCAUGUUGGACCGUGUUUCUGAGGCUUUCGUUAGUGAAGGUGUCGUUUGUGACAAGCGGAAACCAGGUGUCAUUCGUAUUGCGCCGGUGCCUCUGUAUUGCACAUUCCAAGACGUAUGGAAAUUUAUGGACAUUUUCAGAAAAGCAAUUGUAUAAGGACGAAUUUGAUCACUGAUGGUUGUCGAUUGACAUUAUCAACCUGGUCAUCGACCAAUUUAACAUUAGGACGAGGAGAAUUUAGCUCACAAGCACCCGCAGCCAAAAUACUAGAAUGGGCACUUGGUCAUAUGUUUUUGCGUCUAAUUCUAACUCGGAGAGGCUUCAUGUAUUGGAUAAAAAAGCGAUGUCGGCUCGGCAAAGUCACCGUUAAACGUAUGAUCGAGAGGAACCUUGCAUAAGACACAAAAUUGAUUCUGAGACGCUUGCCUGGAACAAAUGGAAUCUUUUCAACUACGAGACAGCGGACCAUAAGUUUAUUGACAACAAAGGCACGUUUUAAUGUCAAUUAUUCUGUCAAGAUAUUCCAAGAGACUGCUGCAAGGCUUAGCAAUUACGACGGUAGAUGAGAUGUUCUUGGAUGUAAAAUGGUGUUUUGACUUAUGAUGAAGC
Molecule: messenger RNA, 2025 nt
Organism: Colletotrichum navitas
Lineage: Eukaryota; Fungi; Ascomycota; Sordariomycetes; Glomerellales; Glomerellaceae
Product: kynureninase
Exons: 3
Coding region: 91-1572 (493 amino acids)
Biological process (GO): NAD+ biosynthetic process
Cellular component (GO): cytoplasm
Molecular function (GO): kynureninase activity; pyridoxal phosphate binding
Source: RefSeq, a predicted model, not a curated record